Molecule: messenger RNA, 936 nt
Organism: Colletotrichum spaethianum
Lineage: Eukaryota; Fungi; Ascomycota; Sordariomycetes; Glomerellales; Glomerellaceae
Product: E3 ubiquitin-protein ligase Zswim2
Exons: 3
Coding region: 1-936 (311 amino acids)
Molecular function (GO): ubiquitin protein ligase activity; zinc ion binding
Source: RefSeq, a predicted model, not a curated record
AUGGCGGACCCCCGCGCUCGUUGGACGGCGCCCCGCUCCGUGUCCGGACAUUCUGAGAAGGCCGGAAGCUCCACAACGAAAGCAGCCUCCAAGGAUGCCUACAUGCCGACAGCCUCAACGAAUCUGAAAAGAAAGGCCGUCUCCAUCGACGAGAAAUCGCGAACAGCUGAUCAUCAAAAGACGAAGAAGCCAAAGACUGCUGCUGUAACUACAAAUGCCAAUGAGAAGCGACUGCGUCGCUACCGAUCGAAGCCUCCGCAGAGCUUUGACGAAGUCUAUCAGAGAGCCAUUACCCAGAGGUUCUACGUCAUUGAGCGACGCCGUUGCGGUACCGCAGACAUUCCCGAGGAGGAGGUCGAGCUGACUGGCUCCACCGGCAACGUCUACACCGUCCGAAUCGGCCAGACUCCAUCAUGUACCUGCCCGCAUUCCUUAAAGGGUAACCAGUGCAAGCACUGGCUCUAUGUCAUGUCACGAGUCCUUCACGCCAAAUUCGAGGACACGUACCAACUGGCACUUGUUCCAAGUGAGCUCAGGCAGAUCUUCUCAAACGCUCCACCGAUUGAGGCCUCGUCCGACAAGUCCCAAGACAAGAACCGCAAACCCGUUGAGGGCGAUUGUCCCAUCUGCUUUUGCGAGCUUGAGACCAAGAGCAACGAAACCAUUGUAUGGUGUCGCGCGGCUUGCGGGCAGAACAUCCAUAAGCAGUGUUUCCAGACGUGGGCAGCUACCAAGCGUCGCGGUUACAGUACAGGCGAGGUGACUUGUCCGUUCUGUCGGAGCGUCUGGCAAGGUGACGAUGAUAUGGUGAAAAACAUCAAGAAGGGCGGCAGAAUCACCCAGGAAGGCUACGUCAACGUUGCUGACCAGCUUGGGAUCAGUACUCAGAGGGACUACAGUACCUACUCUAGAUGGUGGAGAAGUGGCUACUAUUAA